Messenger RNA from Sodiomyces alkalinus F11, 1655 nucleotides. RefSeq lists its product as hypothetical. Lineage: Eukaryota; Fungi; Ascomycota; Sordariomycetes; Glomerellales; Plectosphaerellaceae. The transcript has 7 exons. The record is from RefSeq and is a predicted model, not a curated record. Gene Ontology annotation, cellular component: extracellular region. Gene Ontology annotation, biological process: carbohydrate metabolic process. Gene Ontology annotation, molecular function: cellulose binding. The coding region runs from base 113 to 1348 and encodes 411 amino acids.
GAGCAGAUCAGCAUCCCAGAGCUGUCAACACAUCAUUUAUUUCACGGGCUCACUUUUGUCACCUCUCUGAUCCUUCAUCCUUCCCAACACGUGGGAAGCCUCCGAAGACAACAUGCUCCCUAAGAGUCUCGGGGCUCUUCUCGUUGGCGCCUCGGGCGUCAGCGCCAUGCUGAGAUUCUCCUGCUCUCAGCUCGUCAUUAACCGUCUCGACCCUCUCGUCCAACCCGGUGCCAAUCCAUCCGGCCAUGUGCACCAGAUCGUCGGCGGUAACUCCUUCGAUGUUACCAUGGACAUGUCCCAUGACCUCGUGGCCAGAAGCACUUGCACGACUUGCACCUUCAGCGAGAACUUCUCGAACUACUGGACCGCGAACAUGUACUUCCGGGCCCGCAACGGGACUCUGAUCCGUGUGCCUCAGUUUGCCAACCAGUUCCUCGAGGGUGCCGACGGCGGCAUGACCAUCUAUUAUAUCGACCCUUAUGACGGUAGCAGUGUCACCGCUUUUGCACCUGGCUUCCGUAUGCUUGUCGGCAACCCCUUCCUCCGAGAGGACCGGAAUACCCUAGACCAGCAGCAGUCCAGCUUCCGGUGCUUUGACGCCAACUUUGGAGGUGAAAGCGGCGCACCGGGCACCGGCACCGACACAAGACACUUCCCUACCAGGCCUUGCCCGGGCGGUAUCCGUACCAACCUCUUCUUCCCCACGUGCUGGGAUGGUGUCAACCUCGAUACCCCCGACCAUAAGAGCCACGUCGCCUAUCCCGUCGGCGGCACUUUCGAGAUGGGCGCGCCCUGCCCCGCCAGCCACCCAGUCAAGCUUCCCCAGCUCUUCUUCGAGAUCAUGUGGGACACCCGCCCAUUCAAUAACCUGGCCGAGUGGCCCGAGGACGGCUCGCAGCCCUUCGUCUUCAGCUUUGGUGACGUGACCGGAUACGGCCAGCACGGCGACUACAUGUUCGGCUGGCGGGGUGAUGCCCUGCAGCGUGCCAUGGAUGCUCGUUGCAACGUCCUCUGCCCUCAGCUUCAGGAGCAGUCCGCCGCUGCCGCCAACCAGUGCAAGCUCCCCAGCUUUGUCAACGAGGACAUCAACGGACCUUUCGCCGCUCUUCCCGGCGACAACCCCAUCUCGGGAGAAUCUCCUGGCAGUGGCAACGGCGGCAACCCGAGUCCCGGCCCGAGCCCUGGUCCCAGCCCCGGUCCCAGCCCUGGCCCUUCGCCCCCUCCUCCUUCUGGCGCCCUUGCCGACCGGUGGGAACAGUGCGGCGGCAACGGCUGGAAUGGUCCGACCCAUUGCGUUGCUCCUUGGACCUGCCAGAGGCAGAACGACUGGUACUCCCAGUGCCUCUAGAGUCUAAGCGAAGUCAGCACUCAGGACAAAUCCCGACUCUUCGGCCAGUCUCGGAUUGCGAGACCGAGACAUGUCAAUUACAGGGCCGUAGAGAAUGUCGGGGAUUUCGUACAAGUGGAGGAUGGGGUGUGGGUGCAGUUUGUACCUUGGCUUUUUCCACUCCUAUCUUUUACUUCCUCGCCCCCCUAUUUCGACAACUGGCCGCUUCGGAUACGGCCACUUUACUUCAGUAUUGCACCCUCGCUUUAGUACACCUUUUAGAUAGCUGUGCCUACCUUACCGGCUACAACAAUAGCAGACACGUACU